AUGACCGAUUUGGAGCAAUUUGAUGGACUUGGCUUAUCUACUUAUCUCAUAAGAAAGUUGCAAAAGAAGUGUAUUUUUACCAGAUAUGAAUUGCUCAUUACAAGUAAUGCGGAAUUAAUGGAAAUUACGGGUCUUACGGAAGCCGCCAUAUUGGAAUUAAAGGAAAAACUUGGGAAAGACUUCCUCCACCUUCAGCAAAGUAAUGUGAAUAAUUGGAAAACGUAUACCAAAAUUCACAACACCGGUAUAGAAAAGUUAGACAUUCUGUUGGCUAAAAUACCGUUGAAAACUGGCAGCAUUUGGGAAAUAUGCGGCAAGUCAGGCGUGGGGAAAACUCAAUUGUGUCAUACAAUUGCUCUCAAUUUUGCGGCACAAACUCAAGGCACAGUUUUAUACAUAGAUACAAAAUGCGACUUUUCUGGUACGCGCAUCAUGGAAAUGUUACGCUGCCGUGAUGUACCCAAUAAUAUUUGCGGGCGUAUAAUGCAAGAUAUCUUAGUUGAGCGCACAGGCACUGCCGAGGGUUUGUGCGACUUACUGGAAAACCUUGAUUUGCAAUUGAAUGCAGGUGCUGAUGCUGACGGCGGUAAUAUAAAAUUGGUUAUUAUCGAUGCAUUACCGGCUGUGUUUUUUAAAUAUCGCAGCGAAUUGGACCAUCUUAAAGGAAAAUAUUUGCUGGCAAAACUAAACAAUUUAGUUUACCAAUUAUCUAAAGAGCACCAUAUUGCUUUCGUCUACGUUAAUUUGUUAGUCAACAUUGAGGAAGAACAACAAAUAACUGAAGAUUUAGGCAAGUAUUAA
This is a messenger RNA of Bactrocera dorsalis (oriental fruit fly), 801 nucleotides long. It is a transcript of the gene Rad51D, whose product is annotated as DNA repair protein RAD51 homolog 4. The transcript has 3 exons. Gene Ontology annotation, cellular component: centrosome; Rad51B-Rad51C-Rad51D-XRCC2 complex; replication fork. Gene Ontology annotation, molecular function: ATP binding; four-way junction DNA binding; single-stranded DNA binding. Gene Ontology annotation, biological process: double-strand break repair via homologous recombination; DNA strand invasion; reciprocal meiotic recombination. Bases 1 to 801 code for a protein of 266 amino acids. Lineage: Eukaryota; Metazoa; Arthropoda; Insecta; Diptera; Tephritidae. The record is from RefSeq and is a predicted model, not a curated record.